AUGAACGCCGACCCUGCCUCAGCUUCUUCAGCGCCCUCGGGUGUCCGCAAGCGUGGGAAGAGGGGUAAGUACUCGAGAUGGAAGAACGAAGAAGAGAGACUCUUCAGGCUGCGGACUCAAUACCCUACUAUGACGUGGAAGGAGUUUCAUCGGAGAUUCUACAGCCAUUACACUCCGAGCCCUGGAGUCAUAUCGUCGAAAUAUAAUCAUUUAUUGAAAGCUGGCUUUACGCUCCCAGAGCCGGUAUUCCCACCAAGAGACUAUACUCCCACGCCAAGUGGUAAUUCCAUAUAUAGCGAUGAUGAUGCUGCCACGCACAUAUCCUUUGAAGCGAACAGCCCUAGCGGCCAGAGAUUAGAUUAUUUUGAGAGGCAUUCAGCUAGUGAAUCAAAACUAAGGAAUCAAGCGGCUCUUCCUAUGAAGAGUUAUCAUAGACCUGGGCCUGUGGACACCGACAGCGACUUUUCAGAUACGGGCCCGAGGAAUGGCAGGAAUCGACCGCUACGAAAACCUCGGAGUGGCGGUUUUGUUACCAUCAAUGGGGGGUCAGAGACGUCCAACGCGGAGAAAUUGAAGAUCGAGAAGCAACUAAAAGACGUCGAAGUUGUUGCUAGAGAGAUCAAGGCUGCCUGGGAAGACGUCCGUCUAGCGAUUCGCGAUGUCAUGUUCGUCGAGCAGUGGGACAGAGGUGGAAUGGGACCCAAAACAUCUGCGCUCGAGAGUACAAUUGACAGGCUCAUCGAGAAAUCAGCGACCAGCGAGCCUGCCACUUCGACGAACACCUAAAUAUCUAUAUAUAUUGAUACCAUUGUAACUAGUUUUUCCUGUUCGUUUACUCGCUCUUGUAGUUAACAGUCAACCAAAUCCUUUGGUCAAAUAGCUACCAAAUACCAAUCAAAUUCUGUAC
Molecule: messenger RNA, 907 nt
Organism: Microsporum canis CBS 113480
Lineage: Eukaryota; Fungi; Ascomycota; Eurotiomycetes; Onygenales; Arthrodermataceae
Exons: 4
Coding region: 1-786 (261 amino acids)
Source: RefSeq, a predicted model, not a curated record